Molecule: messenger RNA, 890 nt
Organism: Aplysia californica (California sea hare)
Lineage: Eukaryota; Metazoa; Mollusca; Gastropoda; Aplysiida; Aplysiidae
Product: MKI67 FHA domain-interacting nucleolar phosphoprotein
Exons: 5
Coding region: 35-868 (277 amino acids)
Biological process (GO): maturation of LSU-rRNA from tricistronic rRNA transcript (SSU-rRNA, 5.8S rRNA, LSU-rRNA)
Cellular component (GO): nucleolus
Molecular function (GO): RNA binding
Source: RefSeq, a predicted model, not a curated record
AACUUUUUCAUAGUGCUGUCUUUCUAAUCUAAACAUGGCCCCUACCACGCCGAAGAAAAAAACAGAAGUCGUCACAGACGAGGAUCGACAGCCAGGGGUGAUCUACAUUGGACAUGUACCUCAUGGCUUUUACGAGGAAGAGCUGAAGAAAUACUUCUCACAGUUUGGCAAAGUUCUACAAAUUAAGCUAUCACGGUCAAAAAAGAGUGGAAAGUCCAAAGGCUACGCAUUUGUCAAGUUCCAGUACACGGCCGUCGCCAAAACAGUCGCUGACACCUGCCACAAUUAUCUCUUCUUCGACAAGUUGUUGAAAUGCGAGUACAAGAAACCGGAGGAUCUCCACAAAGACACGUUCUUCUCGUACGACUGGCGGCCCAACAUCAAGCCCAAGCGCCUGCACAACACUGCUAAGUCUGAGGUCAAGGUCCAGAGGUCAGCCAAGCGCUCGAGCAGACGGCAGGCGGACAAGCUGAAGAAACUGAAGGAGCUGGGCAUCGACUUGCAGCUGGACGAUGUUCUGAGUAUGCCGGUGACCAACGUGACGGCACCCCCCAAGUCUGAGGGUUCAGGUUCCACUCCAGCCGCGGCGGGCAAAGCAGGCCGUAAAGUGACCCCAUCCCCUGGUGCCAGCGUGGCUCGGACCAACAAGACGCCAAAGACGACAGUGUCCUCCAAUGGCACGGCUGUUUCCACCCCGCCGCCGAGGACCUUGAAGCGAAAGCGGCCAGGAAGUGGGGCUGUGGCUGUGGCAAAGUCCCGCGAGACGAAGGCCGCUCCAAAGAAAGCACUUUCUGGGACUGAGAAAACGGGCGUAAAGAUGGGGAAAAAUACACCCAAGCGCAGUAAAGUGAAGAAAGGGAAAAAAUGAAUAAAUGUAAAUAUAGUCCUCA